UAUGCGGGGCGGGGGGCUGGCAUGCCUUCUCCCUGAAGACGAGUAUUAAAGCAUCACUGUUGAGGAGAGAGAGAAAGCGAGAGACACAUCUUCAUCUCUUCUGCAAGUGAGCGGAGAACAUCUCACCAUCAGGGGCGGACGGCCUGCGAGAUGUACAGCAGGCAGAUGGAAUCCACUGCUGGAUCUGAGCAGCUGACAGAUGAAGAAAAGGAAAUGAUCAACAACGUGCUGGCAAGAGCCAAGAUGAUGGAGGCAAUGGAACAGGAGAGGAUUGGGCGUCUGGUAAAUCGCCUGGACAGCAUGAAACGGACGGCCUGCGGUGACGGUUACUCUCGAUGUUUGCUCUGCGGACAGCAGUUUGGCCUGGCGGGCGUCAGCGCGGUCGUUUGCGCCGACUGCAAAAAGAACAUGUGCACUAAGUGUGGCGUUCAAGGCAUCAGCCGUUCCAGUCCAAUGUGGCUGUGCAAGAUCUGCUGUGAGCACAAAGAGAUGCUGAAGCGGUCUGGUGCCUGGUUUUUCAAGGGUCUACCACAGCAGGUUUUACCCGCCCCUUUACCCAUCUCAAAGAAAGAGUUCAGUACCACCAACACGCCUGCUUCUUCAAAUCCAUCGACCAAUCAGGAGUUAUCUAUACCUUCACACUCACAGAAAAAUGGAGAAAGCAUGCAGAUUAAAGAGAGAGGGCAGCAGAUAUCUGCAGAAACGAUGCCCCCUGUACGGGAGGAGCGUUCCGUCAUAACCCAGAGAGCCCAAGAAGAAGCACGACAGUCCCUGAGCAGGAGCGCGAUUCAGUCCGGAGCUGUGGAAGGACAAACUUACUCACCUGUGGUGAAGAGAGAAGUACAGGUUCAGAGUUCCAGACCGCCGGCGUCAACCUUUUCCACCGCUCCUAACAAACAAGUUGGAAAUCCAGAUCCAGCGAGUCGACCGGAGGCCAGGGCACCACCUGCUAUGCAGACCGACGCACGUUCACCCGCUGCCAGCAGCGUCGCCGCUUCACGCCAGCCACCACCCCCCACUGCAGAGGAUGAAGAGGACGCCAACAGCUACGACUCCGACGACGCCACCACUCUGGGCAUGUUAGAGUUCAGUCUGCUUUACGAGGAGGAGAAAAACGAACUGCAAUGCAAUAUAAUCAAAGCCAAGGGUCUCAAGUCUAUGGACUCGAAUGGUCUGGCUGAUCCUUACAUUAAAUUGCAUUUGCUUCCAGGUGCCAGCAAGUCUAAUAAACUACGAACAAAGACGCUCCAUAACACUUUAAAUCCUCUGUGGAAUGAGACUCUUGUUUAUCACGGCAUCACAAAUGAAGACAUGCAGAAAAAGACACUCAGGCUCUCUGUCAGCGAUGAGGACAAGUUUGGCCAUAAUGAGUUUAUCGGCGAGACGCGGGUGGUGUUGAAAAAACUGAAGCUGAACCAGAAGAAGACCUUCAAUGUUUGUCUCGAGAGAGCGGUUCCGGUGAGACGUACAGCUGCGGCAGGAGCAUCUCGUGGCAUGGCACUUUAUGAGGAGGAGUUAAAGGAUGAUGAAGAAGCACAGGAGAGGGGCCGAAUCCUGGUUUCUCUCACCUACAAUACCCAGCAAAGUCGUCUCAUUGUGGGUGUGGUCCGAUGUGCUCAUCUAGCAGCAAUGGACUCCAAUGGCUAUUCUGAUCCCUUCGUGAAGAUCUGUCUGAAGCCUGACAUGGGGAAAAAAGCAAAGUUUAAAACUCAGAUCAAGAAGAAAACUCUCAACCCAGAGUUUAAUGAGGAGUUCAGCUAUGAUGUCAAGCAUAGCGAACUGGCAAAAAAGACUUUGGAUGUCUCAGUCUGGGAUUAUGACAUGGGAAAAUCGAAUGAUUUCAUAGGUGGAUGCCAGCUCGGUAUCACGGCUAAAGGCGAGUGUUUGAAGCACUGGUAUGAGUGUCUGAAGAACAAGGACAAGAAAAUUGAACGCUGGCAUGUUCUGUUACAUCAAAACAACAUCGAGGCUGAUGACUAAGGUGUAAUAUUUCCAGAAAUCUCCUGGAGCACACAAUCCUAUCAAAACCCUUAUCUCACUUCUAUGUAUGACUAGUGCUCUUCCUUAUUUCAUUCAUUUAGAUGAAAAGCUUCCGACUUCCCGAAACCCUGCGAUGAGCUAUUUUGAUUAAAUAGUGUUCCAACCAAGAAUAACCUAUAAAGAUGUUAUACUUUUGUGGAAAAAUAUGAAUAAAAAGUGUAUGAUAUUUUUCGGUCAGUAAAUUGCCUUAAAGAACAAAACCUCAUGAGUAUACAUGUCAUGUUACAAAGUCAUUAAACCUCGCAAGAAGAUACAAGGACAGUGAAAAAAAGUAUAUUCAUACAAAACAUAUUGCUAGUUCGUUACAUAAAAUGUAGCUAUUGUACAAUUUGGCAUUAGGAAUGCUGUCCUUAACUACAUACGGUAUGUUUUAUUUGUUUAUUUUUUUGUUUCUUCUGUGUCACAUACGGAAAGGAAAACUGUGAAUUUUGAGUUGUAAAAGUAAUACUUUGAAUUUAUGUGUAAAUGGCAAGUUUUCUUUUUUCAACAUCGCAUCAAUUGCACACUGUUGUUAUGUGCAUGGAAUUCAUGUUCUCUGAUUAUCUAUUAAAGUUAUUAUGUUUCAAAUUAUUUUUGCAUCCGAAAUAUGUUUACAUGUAUGACUACAAGCUUGUUGAAUGCCCAAUAAAGUUGUUAUUAAGUUAUUGCUUAAA
Messenger RNA from Triplophysa dalaica, 2693 nucleotides. RefSeq names its product rabphilin 3A homolog (mouse), a (gene rph3aa). Lineage: Eukaryota; Metazoa; Chordata; Actinopteri; Cypriniformes; Nemacheilidae. The transcript is spliced from 17 exons. The record is from RefSeq and is a predicted model, not a curated record. Gene Ontology annotation, molecular function: small GTPase binding. Bases 151 to 1980 code for a protein of 609 amino acids. Gene Ontology annotation, cellular component: membrane. Gene Ontology annotation, biological process: intracellular protein transport.